AUGAAUAGGUUGAAAAGACUAAAGCAAAGGAUAUGUGAACUAUUAGACCAACAAAACUUGGCUUUAAAUAAAUCUAUAAUUGAGUUAAAGUUAAAUACAGACACAAAUAAUAAGCAGAAUACUAUUAAAAACAUAAUUAGUCAAAAUAUUUUAUCAGAUGAUUCUAAUAUAGAGGUUAUAGAUUUAACAAGUCUAGAUACAGCUUUUGAUGAUGAUAUUUACUAUAAAGAUGCAUCAGAAAAUGAACCUAUUACUAAACAACCUAAAUAUAAAAAAUUUAAUAUUAAUAUAUUACAAAACUGCAUAAAUCUUAAAAAUUGUAUUAAAGCAGCACUAUAUCAAUCAAUGAAUUAUUAUUGA
Molecule: messenger RNA, 360 nt
Organism: Funneliformis caledonium
Lineage: Eukaryota; Fungi; Glomeromycota; Glomeromycetes; Glomerales; Glomeraceae
Source: the annotation of a GenBank genome assembly